UGAACAUGAAGCAGUUCAUUCAUCGUUCCGUCCGUUCAACUGUGCCAUAUGCGAUCAAACUUUCAAAACCAAGACAAAUCUACAAAUCCAUAUCAAACGUCAUUUUAAGUACCCUUUUAAGUGCCAAAUGUGUGGUAAUGUUUUCGAGUCACAAAUACUGGAAGAUAAAUAUGGAAUUCGUGUUUACUACACAUGUCAUAUAUGCGAAGAAAGUUAUAAAAAAAGAGUACUGUUUGAGGAACAAGAUGUAUCAUGAAAGAAACAAUCAGCAAACAGAAAGAAAGGAUGUAGUAUUAACUGUUUCUCUAAGAUAAGUAUAUCAAAAUAAAUUUAUAUGUCUAUUUAACUCAGUUCACAGUAGUGAAUCCGAACUUAUGUACUAAACAUACAAUGUCCCGUAAUGAUGAGUAACCUGUGCAAGGAGUGAAAGAGAGUAAAAUUUUAAACAAGCAGUUCAUUUUUCAUUCUUGGCUUAGACCAUUAUUUAUGUACCGAGUUUUAAAUAUUAAAGUUCCCCAAUGAGACGGCGCGUAUACGAAGUAUGCAGGAGCGUCGCUCAUUGAGCUACUCCUUGCACUUGUCACCCCCGAUUCG
This is a messenger RNA of Pseudomyrmex gracilis, 594 nucleotides long. RefSeq lists its product as uncharacterized. The record is from RefSeq and is a predicted model, not a curated record. The transcript has 3 exons. NCBI's taxonomy places the organism in Eukaryota, Metazoa, Arthropoda, Insecta, Hymenoptera, Formicidae. The coding region runs from base 6 to 314 and encodes 102 amino acids.